AUGCCGGGUCUCUCCAUCUCCUGCUGCAAGACCUCCAGCAUCUUUCUGAUGGAGUUUCUGUCGGUAGGUGCCUGCAAUGUUCCGCCCCAUCUCGCAUCUGCAGAACUCAAAGAGCAAUACCGUCACCUUACCAGAUUCUCCUAUAAGACAAUGGUGGAAUACGUCUGUCGUCCAGGUUACACGAGAAAUGUUCACGUCCAGAACAGGUUGCUUUGUGGAGAGGACAAUAAGUGGCAGGGAUCAUGGGAGAUCUGUAUACCAAAGCACUGCAUCUACCCUGGCGAGCCGGACAACGGCAGACUCAUGCUAGCAGAAAACUUCAGUUUUGGUUCAUCCGUGAACUUCAUCUGCAACACUGGGUACAGACUGGUUGGAAAUUCUCAAAUUCAAUGUGUGAUUAAAAAUGGUGUUGUUACAUGGGACAGAGAUAUUCCCAUCUGUGAGCCAAUACCGUGUUCCCCCCCUCCAAAAAUAGCUAAUGGAGAGCACAGCGGAGCUGACAAAGAGCUCUUUGAAUAUGGAGUAUCUGUCACUUACUGGUGCCACCCCGUCCAAAGGGGAGAGAGACCUUUCUCGCUGGUGGGAGAUGCCUCUAUUUUCUGUACAACCACAGAUAACAUAAAUGGUGUCUGGAGCAAGCCAGCCCCGGAGUGCAAAGUGAUUAACUGUGAGAAUCCGAGCGUGAAGAACGGGAAGCUGCUGAGCGGGUACCGGGCUGCGUACACCUACAGAGACACCGUCAUGUUCGACUGCAACUUCCGCUACACCAUGAACGGCAGCGAUGCGUCCACGUGCAAAGAGAACGGCCUUUGGGACCCUCCGCUGCCGCUCUGUCAGCUCAGUAGCUGUGACAACCCUCCAGAUGUACAUAAUGCUGUUAAAGCAAAACUUGCUGGCAAUUUGUUUCCUGUGGAGACUGUCGUGACCUACGAGUGCAGGGAGGGCCACCAGUUCAGCCCGGAAGAAACCACGCGGCACAUUAAGUGUCUGCCAGAUUUUACGUGGACCGAAACCCCACCUCCUUGUGAAAGAAUUCGUUGCCCAAAUCCAGAUGUCAGCCAUGGAAAGCCCUUAAAUGUGUGGGAAGCUAAAGACCAUUAUGUGUACGGAGACAGACUGGAAGUUACGUGUGAUGAUGGCUAUGCUUUCAAAGGUCAUAGCAAUAACAUUGUGCUUCAGUGUUUAAGUGAUGGUAGAUGGGAUCCAGCGGUACCGGAGUGUACUCCAGAACGUCGUUGCCCAAAGCCAGAUACUGCUCAUGGAAGAGAGAUUUUUAAAAGCAAAAAUGACUACAGAGUUGGGACCCGACUGAGGCUGGCGUGUGAUUCGGGCUAUGUCCUCAGGGGCCAGGACUCGACCGAGUGUCAGGCUGAUGUGAGCUGGGCUCCCCCGUUACCAUUUUGUGAUAAAGUCUGUGACCCCCCUCCACAAACCACCAACGGGCAGCACUCUGGCUUGAGAACGGAGCAGUUCCCCUAUGGCGCAGAGGUGACGUACAGCUGUACGGAGGGUCUGUCCCUCAUUGGGGACGCCACCAUCUACUGCACCUCCGACGAUGGGGUGAACCUGGCGUGGAGCGGACCUGCCCCGGAGUGCAGGGUGGUUCGGUGCCCCAAGCCCACGGUCGAGAGGGGAAGGAUGACUCCGCAGAGGUUCACCUUUCCCUACGGGGCGGCCGUGCGGUUCUCCUGUGACGAAGGCUUCAUGCUGCACGGCGAUGCUGAGAGCCGGUGCCUGGCCGACAGCACCUGGCACCCUCCCCUGCCCACCUGCCGGCCAGUUCAGUGUCCCCGACCCUCGGGACAGGAGGACCUAAUGGUUUACCCAUUAAAAUUAUGGUACCAGGUGAAUGAAACUCUGUCGUUCUACUGCAGACGUGAUGGCCGUCGAUCAGCAAGUUCAGAAAGUAUCUGCUCAGCUAAGGGCACUUGGAUACCACCGCCCACAUGUAAAAAGCAUGAUGCAUGUGAGAAGAUUCUUCGAUAUAGGGAAACUUUCCCGUGUAGAGUUCCUCUGACAGAACUGAAAACUCUGCUGGAAGUCCAGAAACUGUACCUGGAGAUCCAGAAACUUGAAAAGGAGCUGCUAAAACCCACAGCAUACGGCUGACGGUCACCAGUGGUAUCCUAAGAACCAUCCUCUUUGUGUGUUGAAUAAUCAUGCUGACUGAGGAUUUUUUAUGACUUCGUAAUUCGUGCUAAUACUUAAGUAGCCAGAACAA
Messenger RNA from Aptenodytes forsteri (emperor penguin), 2221 nucleotides. Its product is annotated as complement component receptor 1-like protein. The record is from RefSeq and is a predicted model, not a curated record. The transcript is spliced from 13 exons. NCBI's taxonomy places the organism in Eukaryota, Metazoa, Chordata, Aves, Sphenisciformes, Spheniscidae. Gene Ontology annotation, biological process: negative regulation of complement activation, classical pathway. The coding region runs from base 1 to 2109 and encodes 702 amino acids.